CUAGAGCAGCUGACUUCAGUCUGCCGCUCGCUUGGCUACGAGGCGGACGCACUUGCUCCACACUCAGCUCCUCCAGUCUCUCUCUCCUCAGCGGGAAACCCGUUCGCGACCGUCGCGCAUGCGCCGUGUCUUUCGUAUUUCGUAAUUGCGAUCGCGCCGUGUCCCAGUUUCUUGGCGUUCGCUUUUCAUUUCGUUGCGGUGGAAUCGCUCGACUCUCGACUCUGUUGGCCAACCAAAAAUGCCCAUGCCUCAUUGAGCGGUGUUGGCCCAAGCCGAAUAAUAAUAAUCCAAAGCAAGCGGCCAAGUGAUGUGCAAUCGACUCGAUCCGCAGCCAGGACUCAGUUUGGGAUUAAGACAGCAACGACAGCAUGAGAUCGCAUGUGGCCGUUUACAGGGCGCCAGAAACAGCUCCAUCAUUGCCACUGCCACCAUCCUCCAACUACGCUCCCCUGCGAUACCAUCAGCAUUCGGUGAGCCAUUGGCCACUGGGGAACCAGCAACAGCAGCAGCAACAUCAGCCGGGUGCAGCUCCAGCCUAUAGACUGCAUCAUGGUCCGCCGUCUGCUCCACCGCCCAACUGGGCAGCAGCUCAAUCGGUAGCUUCUUCUGGCCAACCAAACCAGAACGGUGGCUAUGGCGUGGUUAACCAGCAGCGGAUCAAUGAGUGCGCCGGCAUACCGCUCAUCUCGAACGCCUCCAGUCACCUGUCGCCGGCCCAGCGACAGAGAUUGCUGAGGAAAUCCACCCCAAAAACAUGCCCAACAUGGCCACCCGGAGGGGCCACCAUGUCCCAGCUGGCUGUGCAUGCGCAGGGCAUGCCACUGCUCCAGCAGAAUGCUAAGCAGCAUCACCAGCAACAACAACAGCAGCAGCAGCUGCAGCAUCACCAGCCACAUCAUCCACACCAUCAUCACCAACAUCCUGUGACGACCAACUGGAGUGCCUAUCAGCCGAUGAGCAGUCAGGCAGGCUUCAAGUUGGCGGACAAAUCACGAGCCCUUCGCUACCAGAACUCUGCUCCACCGGUGCUCAGCAGCCAGGAGAAGCAGACAGCCGGCAAUAAUGCAUCUACCCAGGAUCAGGCCACUUCACCAGCGGCGGAGACCUUGCCAAGGAUCAUUAAGCCGAGGAAGCGACGCAAAAAGGAUCGCAAGCCUGGCAAUGGUGUUCUCCUCAAAAUGGAGUCCGAUAUGCCGACCAAGCUGACCAAUCCUGGAGAGAGUUACGCCGCAGGAGGAUCUUAUCACCUGGCAAGCGGAAUACUGCAGCAUGAUCAUACGCACGGGGUGUGCUUCUGCCGGGAAUGUGACCCACUGCGUUCUCUGUGGGAUUACCCUCUGCGGCGAUCGCUUUCCGAUGCCUCCUCCAGUGAACAAGGAGGCGGAAGUAGGGAGUCCUCCUCUUCCACCUCGUCCACGCACUCGGACAGCUCCUGCGAUAGCUCCAUCUGCAGCCAGAGCCUGCCCAGCUCAUCGGCUCUGCAGGAGGAGACCACCGAGGAGUUUGCUCCCAUCACCGGCGACAGCAGUCGUGCGGAAAUAGUGGGCGUAAUCGGAUCCCAGCGUAGUCAUCCGAGUGCAGUGACCACACCCUCGCAAUGCCUGAGCGAUGAUUCCGGCUACGGAGAUAUCCUCAGUGGGAUCAACAUAGCCAACGAUCUGUUUGGCAAUUGCUUCAGAGGCGGAAAACUGGGCAACGCCUCCUCCUCGAUUUCCGCCCAGGCGGAGACGCUGCUGGAUGAGAGCCUGAAUGAGAUAUCGCGCAAGCUGAUCGACUGCAAUGCUGCGGAUCAGGCCGGAUCGGGAUUGGGAUCGGGAGCAGCCAGCGACAGUGGAUUGGAUAGCGCUGGCAGCCACAACUGCGGAUCGGGCCUCGUCUUUAACUUUGAGCAUUUGAAUCUGACGGAUGCGACGCCCACAGCCUUGGAUUUUCUCGUGGAUUGCAACAACAAUAGCAGCGGCAUAAGCCAUGGCAAUAGCUUGGGCUUAAUGUGGCGCGCGGGAAGGCAGCCAACUGGUGGAGGUGGAGGUGGCUGCCACGAUGACAGCCAAGUGGCAGCUGCCAAACUGGGCCCAGACAGCCGGGCCACACCCACCAGGCUGAUACUGGGCACGGUGGGUAAGCUGAAGCCAGCGUUUUCCACCAUCUCGUGACGACGACGACGAUGACGACGCCCGUGGAAAACUAAUCAAAAUGAAAAUCAAAAUCAGAGUGCUCAUUUUGCGACGAUUUGGAGAAACGUGAGACGACGACCAGAUAACGACGAUGGGAUGGCGUGGGCGAUUUCCAUUUGGGAUUGGGAAAUGUAAAUGUUAAAUCUCCCGAAAGCGUUUUUUGAGUUUCUACCCAACCCCAAGUUGCGCAACUCCAGCGAAGACAGCGAAGAAAGAAGAAAACCCAUUAAAUGGAUAUAACGCACAUGUGAGACGAUCAUCACAUCAUCAUCAUCAUCACAGUCAUUAUGAUCGUGAUUGGAGCGAAAAACAAAAGGCCAACGAGUUGACCAAAUGGGCGCUGUUGGAUACGAGAUCCCCGGCUAAAUGGAAACUUGUGAAGACAGACCGGGGGACUGGAAACCUUGUACAUACCACAUACACACAGUGCGACUAUCCGAACCCGAAUCCGAAUCCGACUUCCACUUCAACUUCAACUUUCACUUUCACUGCGACGGCGGUGGCAGCGUUUUGUAUAUCUGUAUUUUUUUUAAGACAUUUUUCUUUUCUUUUUCUUUUUGCCAAGACCACAGAUGACGGAGCUGCGGGUGGGGGUUACGGGAAGGGUGCGACUCUUAUGCAGAUUUUGUGGCGCAAAAAGAAGAAGAAAUUGUAGAAAUCGUGUAGAUUAUACGAUGUGAACCCUAGAGAUACUUUAACUAUACCCCAUAUCUGUAUAUCUUAUACCUUAAACAUACCAUUAAUUCUUGUUGUUAUUUGUGCAUUAACGUUAUCCACAUCUCAUAGGGCCCCUAGAAACCUGUCAAAUCGUACUCCCCAAGAUCUGGGAUUUAUAAAGGGGGGCUUCUGUGUGUGUGUUAAUUUUUAUGUUUGAGCUUAAGCAACGUUCCUACAUGUUAGAUGUGUAUCUUUUUAUAUAUUUUUUGGGUUCUAUUUUUAUGUUAUCUGAUUAGUGGGUUAUCGGUUUUUACUUAGUCCGUAAUGCGCUACAACGUGAACUUUUAUAGUUGAUAAGAUUCGGUUAAUGCUUAGGUUAUCCUUAGAUUGGGGAACACAGACAGACAGGAUCUCUAAUGGUUAGAAGCGAAGUUCUAUUGAAAGCUUAGUUAUACGUACAAUGCGUUUUAAAACGAUAAGGUGUU
Drosophila suzukii is the source of this 3316-nucleotide messenger RNA. Its product is annotated as homeotic protein female sterile. Lineage: Eukaryota; Metazoa; Arthropoda; Insecta; Diptera; Drosophilidae. The record is from RefSeq and is a predicted model, not a curated record.